This is a messenger RNA of Hylaeus volcanicus, 1034 nucleotides long. RefSeq lists its product as uncharacterized. The transcript has 4 exons. Lineage: Eukaryota; Metazoa; Arthropoda; Insecta; Hymenoptera; Colletidae. Bases 1 to 885 code for a protein of 294 amino acids. The record is from RefSeq and is a predicted model, not a curated record.
AUGUACAAUUUGUUACUUGAUUUAUAUAGUCAGAAGCAUCUUGUGUCGUCAGAGAUAUGUCAAACUGUUUUCGACAUGUUUUUGAAUCCUUCAACUAUAACAGAACAAAUUUCUUUGUUUCGUAAUAUUUUUUCAUUCACUACUGGCUCCACAAGUUUUGGCUUCAUGCCCGUGGGUAUUUUUUUUUAUUUUACUCAAAUCGUGAAAUGUCUACACCUUUUAACGACCCAUUGGGCGUUGAGUUUCGAUUAUUAUAUAAGGCUCUGUGAUUUUAUUUGUGAGUUUUCCCACCAAUAUGAAAAGAACUCUUAUGGAGUAUCCUUUCAUGUAACGCACAAAAAAUCGUUACUAGUACUUUUACAAAAUCUUUUACCGUGUUUGUGUACAAUCAUUCAAAAUGACUUUAAACAAUUUAUGGAAAAAAAACAUGACUUGGAGAGUCGUCUGACAUUCGAUUCAAUUACACUUUCCAAAGCGACGCGUCUUACCAAAGGGAUCGUUGCUUUGACUUCUUCGUAUGAAGCAAUUGCUUUCGAGCCUUAUCAUGAAGACCACACCAGCAUAAGACUUCAAAAGGAAAGUUGUGGGGAGGAAGAAGAGAUCAUUUUGAAAAUUCAGACCUACACAGAACAAUUUUGUUAUGAAACGUAUCAAUGGUUCCUUACCAUUCGAAAAACAGUGUCAGAUUUUUCUGUCACUUCUUUAAAACAAGUGACAUAUGCAAACAGUGCUAACUUGUCUUUAUUAUACCUUUUGGAAUCAUUAACACUUCAAUGGAAUUCAUUAAAUUUAUUUUGUAUGAAUUUUUGGAUUCCUAAUUUACAAGAGAAAACAUUGAACAGUCUGUGCCUUUUUCAAUGUGUGAAUACAAAAGGUUAUCAAUAAAAGCGCGUCGUAUUUUUGUAUCUGUCAACCUUAUGAUAGCCGUGUGUGUUUAGAUACACCUGUUGUUAAUGUGAUGGAAGAUUUUCUACGGUUGAUUUUACGGUUAACACGUUUUUUAUUACAAUGCGAUUCGAACAUCACGCGUUCUU